Salvelinus namaycush (lake trout) is the source of this 5032-nucleotide messenger RNA. RefSeq names its product ADP-ribosylation factor-like 8 (gene arl8). Gene Ontology annotation, molecular function: GTPase activity; GTP binding. The record is from RefSeq and is a predicted model, not a curated record. NCBI's taxonomy places the organism in Eukaryota, Metazoa, Chordata, Actinopteri, Salmoniformes, Salmonidae. The coding region runs from base 591 to 1130 and encodes 179 amino acids. Gene Ontology annotation, cellular component: cytoplasm; trans-Golgi network. The transcript has 6 exons. Gene Ontology annotation, biological process: vesicle-mediated transport; protein localization to Golgi membrane; intracellular protein transport.
AACGUCAUCAAUUGUAACCUGACACUUAGGCCGUGGGUGGCUUUUGAAAAACACUGCAUCGGGGUUUACACGAACAGUCAAUUUGAAGAGGCUACAACACACAGGCAGAUCUCGGAUUAAGGAAAACUUUGUGUAUAUAAGGUUCUCACAGUGGAGUUGGCUAGCUAGCAGCUGGAAACAAGUCGACUUGAAGUGGUUAUUAAUGUUAAACCCUUAGCUAGCUAAUUUAGCUCCGGGCCGUUAGCUCACGUAAACAUAAUUCCAAAGGCACCAUCAGUAAAGAGUGUUGUGUCAACGUAUUUUGCCAUAACGGAUAACGUUAGUAGUGACUCUGUUGAUGCUAGUUAACGUUAGCCCAUAGACAAAUAACUGAGUCUGGUACCUCGGAUAGUAAAGAAAGGUAGCUAGUUACCUAAUCAUUUCUCAGCUAGAGUUUUGUUGUGGAGCUAGCGAGUUAAUUUACGUGGCUUGUUGUGGAGGUGGUUAUUCAUUUCAAAACUACUAACGGGGGCUUGUUGUGCCAGCUAACGACGUUAGUUAGCCCUGGAUACGUCGACUGUCCACCCUUUGCAGUUUAAACCACUGACGACAUGGGUCUUAUAUUUGCCAAACUGUGGAGUUUCUUUUGCAAUCAAGAACACAAGGUGAUUAUUGUCGGGUUGGACAAUGCUGGAAAGACCACCAUACUGUACCAAUUUCUGAUGAACGAGGUGGUCCAUACCUCACCCACCAUAGGGAGUAAUGUGGAGGAGAUAGUGGUGAAGAACACCCACUUCCUCAUGUGGGACAUCGGGGGACAGGAGUCUCUCCGCUCCUCCUGGAACACCUAUUACUCCAACACAGAGUUUAUCAUCUUGGUGGUGGACAGCACAGACCGAGAGAGGCUGGUGAUCUCUAAAGAGGAGCUCUACAAGAUGUUGGCUCAUGAGGACCUAAGAAAGGCAGCUUUGUUGAUAUUUGCCAACAAGCAGGAUAUGAAGGACUGCAUGUCGGCGGCGGAAAUCUCCAAAUACCUCACCCUCAGCUCCAUCAAAGACCACCCCUGGCACAUCCAGUCGUGCUGCGCGCUCACAGGAGAAGGCUUAUGCCAGGGCCUAGAGUGGAUGACCUCGAGGGCGGGGCUAAGAUAGCCCCUUCUCCCUCGUUGGAUGUUGAACUGACUGACUACCGUUCUCACCUAUCUGGUGGCAUCCCAGCCUCUCCCUAUUGGCUUCUUAAAAACAUAAACCCCCCCCAAAAAUUCAAUUUUGAGCUCAAGGCUGCACGGGAAGCAAGUGUUGCGUCUCUCCCCGCUACAUCAACUUGACCUUACGUGGGUUGUGUUCAUUCGGCACCAAACAGAAGAAAACAAGCCAAAACAGGGAGGGACUUACAGAACUUGUCCAAUUAGAAAUGCUCCUUUCCAUUGUCCUUUGCAAAACGUUUUGCUACGGUGUGCUGUAAUGAAUACCACACUAUUAUAAGGUCCUUGUUAACUGGACCCUCUUACUAAACCACAUGGACUUUUUGCUACCUGGAUGUGGUCAAGCUGAUGGUAAACUGCAGUAGAACCACAGCCAGAAAGAACACUUCUCUAAGACUGGAAUACUAAGUGUCCACUUGAAGCGAUGGACACACCAUCACCACUACAUAUCAUGAUUAUAUAUCAUAAUGCCAUAUUAGGACCUGGAUUGACAUUUAGGUCUCUUGAAUGUUCUGUGCGGACGUGUUUCUUCAAUCAUGUAUUCAUUUGUCUGUCUAUUUUGAUGCCUACUAUACAGAGGCCUAUACCAAACAGUGUCUACCUACUCACUUAUGGUAGUCGGGUUAACUUACUUAGGUUAGGGAAAGGAAGGGGUUUUAAUCAUGGUGAAUGGACACCGGGUAGUAUCAGUAACACAAUGGUAUUCUAUGUCGGUUACAGUAGUGGAAGUCUGUUACAAUACAUGUGUUUUGGUUUAGGCCUAUGUGUGCAGGAUGGCAUAUUCAAGACGUUUUUAACUACUUUUUGAUGUAUUUUUUUAUUUCAUGGUGAGUUGUCAUCGGGGCUUAUUGUACAUGGUCUCCGUCUGUUUCAUAAGCUAUAAAGGUGGUGGUUGUUCUGAACUCACAAAAGGACUAGUUGGUACUUCAACUGUGGUUGAAGAAGUGAGUCUGGGUACACGUCCAAAAUGGCACACUAUUCCCUAUAUAGUGCACUACUUUUAACCAGUGUCCAAAGGGUUCUGUUCAAAAGUAGUGUGCUAUAUAGGGAAUAGGGUGCCGUUUGGGAUGCACACUGGGUACAAGCCUCGUGAUGCUUUGACUGGGAGCCACUGUAUUAUUAUUGGGAAUAGUCGUAUAGCAUUCGACUUCUCAAGCAAAUGUCCCUGGGAUCUGUUUUCCUUAGCACUCAUUCACACCGGAAACAAAUGGAGUGCUGAGCGAUCUACCAAAAUGUUUAUUUUUUGUUUUUUAAACAGCUAAUUGACCAAUGUCAGUUCAAUUAUUUGAAUUCCAUGUAAUUUUUCCCUGUGAGCUAAAUGCCCACAUUUCACAGUUUCUCCACAGAUAAAUAAGAUCAAGCCCGAUCUGUGCGAUGUUGUAUUUUCCAACAGGCCAAUAUUCAACAUAGUUUAGUGCAGAAAACGUGAUAAUUAACUACAAUGACCAUUAUCCAUAAUCCUACUUUUCCGGUCUGUUCCCUGACUACGGUCUGUUACUCCUGCUAUGUUAGGUUAGUGUGGGGCAGACACUUAGACCGAGAAAGGCAUGAUCAAGAGGGAUAGAGAGCAGUUGCUUCGUGAGGUAUCUCUACCUGAAAAUACAUGUAUCUAAUUGAUUGAUAGUAUGUCUUAUUUACUUUGAAGAACUACUAAAAUAGUGAUUUUUGUCAGACAGCGUAGGCAGCAGCUCUAUAGAGAUGAGAUGAUUUGGAAUGAAAUAGUCAUCAAAUAAAACAACUGUAAUAUACACAAUGAAAUAUUUUUAAGUAACAAAGUAAGUGAUACGCAGUAAAUGGGCAGUCACUACUAUAAUGGGAAUUUUCAUAAUUGUUUUAUGUUACAACAUUUAACCCACAGUGCAUUUAAUGUUAAAAUUGUAUCAACCGAAAACCGUGAUUAUUUAAAAAAUAAAAAAUAAAACGAAACCGUACAGACCUCAAAUGCACUAAUCGCUCGACACUAGUGCCAACCAACCACUACUGUGGUAAUAUCAGUGUUCAAAGCUCAAGUUUCAUAACAGUAUUGUACACAUGUUGAUGCAGCAUUUUGAUUAGAUUAUUUUAGCAUUUUGUGUAUAUACAUCUCAAGUAUAUGAUGAGAUGUCGAACUGAGCAGGUCAGUAAUUGCAGCUACAUUUGUUGGUGUAUCACCUUAUUCUGACAGAAAUUACUCCUUUAGAGUUAAAGUAGCCUGAGUGUCAGUCUGUUUGUGCUAUGACGCCACCUCUUGUUUGGCUUGACAAGGACAGCAAUGGAGUUUGCAAAAGCACUAACGGAUCUGGGACCAAGCAAGCGUUAGAUAUAUGGUAGUCUUUGUGCAUUUUUGACUGCAGUGUGUCGAACGCGCCAUCCAGCCCCCAUCAGCUUAUGUUGCGUACCCUCAAAACAGCUAGCCUGAUCCCAGAUUUGUUUGGGUUUUAGCCAACUUCUCUAGUUAGAGAAAUUGGCUGAAGCACACAGGUCUGGGACCAGGCUACUGACGGGCCUCAAAAGGAGUCAGGGCUAGGGCUUCUCCUGUGUCAAAUGUGCCACAUGACAGACUGGCAUGUGAAUGAAUGGGAUGUUGAUGCUCUCCUUAUGUCUGAAUGUCUGUCUGCUUACCCUGACAAUAUUUUAUCCCUUGUUCCCGCUGUAUCAAGAUUCUGAGUCUAUGAUCAGCCCCAUUCCACAAUCUUACUCAUUGUGGAUUGAAACACUAAAUUGAUCCUGAAAUGGCACUCCUACUCUGAGAAGCUUGCUACAUAUGGCCUCUCACCACCAGGAUUUGUUACUACAUUGGCCUGAUGGGUGAGUUCAUUUAAAUAGCUAACAGAUCUAUGCACGUGUCACUUUGCAGGUGCAUGAGUGUGUGUGUGUGGUGAAGUCAAGGAAACAACUUCAGUCUUUUCAUUGGGACUAGAUUCAGAGUAGCUCAGGGUCCGGUUUCCCCAAAGUAUCUUAAGGCUACAUUCAUCAUUAGGACCUUCGUAGGAGCAUUGUUAAAUCUCUAAGCUGUUUCCCAAAACCACCGUUUUAAUAAAGUUGCUCUUAAACACUUAUUUAACGACUACAUCAGACCACUUGUAGAACGGCUAAGUACGUCAUUAGAUGCUUUUUUUGCCCUUCUGCGUGACUUUAAAAGAUAAAUACAGUAUAGGCUACAGACCUAGUAUACUGUAUUUGAAUAUUUAGCUAAUUGUAGACUAGCCUUCCGUCUAAUGUUUGCCAAAUCUUGAUUUAGUGCGUUAUUAUAGGGUAAACAGAAUAAGCCGCCUCAAUAUUUGUAGCCAUAGACAAUAAAUAACAUAUCUCUAGGAGCUGAUCCGUCGUCAGUAAUUCUAAUGUUAAGAUUGGAAAGGGAGGAACGCUGCUCCGAGAAGGGCAGUAUCAACACAGGCCUCAAUGCACUUAUCGAACGUACUCUGUGUGGUGUUUUGUGAAAAGCAUGUUAUAUCUUUGACUGUUGUAGGAAAGAUUGUUAAAAACACUCAUAAGCCUAAGUUCCAGUGGGAAACUGGGCCCUGUUACAAAGCGCAGUGGCGUCCACCCUGGUCCGGGAGAGUAUCUGAGUCCACUGGUUUUAACUGACACCCAGUUAGCAUUAUGUGAAACAGAUGGACCCAGGAUGCGUCCCAAAUGGCUCCAUAUUCCCUAUGUAGUGUACUACUAUCAGUAGAGUGCCAUUUGGAAUUGGGACACAUACCCAGUCUCUUCAGAAUCAUAGUGGCAUUCCAUUGGUAUCUAGUGCUUUAUACUUUGUCAGACAGUGGAAUGGUCAGACGCAUAAAUCAGGAUGAUAAUGACAUGUAUGAUCUGGGUCGCGCAUUUCAGUUUUAUUUUUAAAUAAAAUAUUGUAUUUUGAAAUGUAAA